Messenger RNA from Dichotomopilus funicola, 1257 nucleotides. RefSeq lists its product as uncharacterized. NCBI's taxonomy places the organism in Eukaryota, Fungi, Ascomycota, Sordariomycetes, Sordariales, Chaetomiaceae. The record is from RefSeq and is a predicted model, not a curated record. The transcript is spliced from 3 exons. The coding region runs from base 1 to 1257 and encodes 418 amino acids. Gene Ontology annotation, molecular function: SUMO-ubiquitin ligase activity.
AUGGGUGAUAAUUAUUUCAAUGGGACCCUAGACGACUUUUAUGAUGACCCGACCUUCUGGGAUCUUGCGCAGUCUGCCCUAUCUUUGGGUUCACCACCACCUUUUGGCCAAGCGCCUGCUCCUCAAGCUCGGCCGUCCCAUGGAAUACCGCCACUAGGCGUUGGGGCUCAAUCCCAAAGCAAUUCUCGAGCCUAUUCUUCUGCUUUGGGGGAUGUUUGGCAACAAAACGGCCCAUCGCUUGAUGUUUUCGGCGGUGGCUUCGCUGCAGGGCCCACUCAGGCCGCUUCAAUGUCCGCUCAUAGGCUGCCGCAGGCAGCCUCUUGGCGUCCCGAGCCUAUUCGCCUCAGUGCAUCAUCGGGAAAUCCAGAAACCCAUGCCUUGCAGCGGAACGCGUCCGUGCACCACAUUGGUUCAUUCACCACAACUUCAACACCGCGCCACCCCACCACAUUCUCUUCCUCCGUUCCUGCUCACAGCAUUUCAAGCCAGCGCCAGAACCCCAGCGGAUCCUCAGUUCUCAACAGCGCUUCUUCGGUCCUUAACCAGCGCCUGAAUAUACCUUCGUCCUGGACAAACAGCAACCAAACAAACCAAGAUUUCAAUCUCCCAGGUGUCGCUGGUCUCGCCGACCAGCCCACGGCCCGGACGGCGAUUGCGACGGCCAACGAUCACAGUCUCAGCACUCCCAUACCCGCGAUGUCAUCGAACCCGCGCCGCGGGGGUGCCCGCUCCGCCGAUGCGACCGCGCCAUUAACCCCCGCACAACCCACCCAGUCGGCCGGUCCCACAACGAGAACCCCCCGCCGGAGCGCGUCUCGAGCUGCCCAGGCUGGACCGUCGAAGCGCAAGCGUGAAGACGAUCUCGACGACCUUUUUGGUGACGGGGAUUUACCGGGUAACCCGGUCGUUGAUUUGGUCGACAAGGAAGAGAUCCCCGCUGAGAUCCUCCAGGCCCAAGAAGAAAAGAAAAACUAUGUUAAGCUGAGCACCUUUGAUUGUGUUAUCUGUAUGGAUAAUGCCAAAACUCUCACGGUAACUCAUUGCGGCCAUAUGUUCUGUGCCGAAUGCCUCGAUACCGCACUCAACAUGCAGAACGUUAGGCGUGUCUGCCCCAUCUGCCGUCAAAAGAUUGAUGAGCCUCCUAACACGGGUAAAUUCAGCCAGAGGGCAAAGGGCUUCUACCAUCUCGAGUUGAAACUAGUGACAAAACCGAGGACGCAAGCACAACCUUCGCAGCCGUCACAAGUCACAUCAUAG